Molecule: messenger RNA, 1896 nt
Organism: Macrobrachium nipponense
Lineage: Eukaryota; Metazoa; Arthropoda; Malacostraca; Decapoda; Palaemonidae
Product: glutamate receptor ionotropic, kainate 2-like
Exons: 12
Coding region: 1-1896 (631 amino acids)
Biological process (GO): monoatomic ion transport; synaptic transmission, glutamatergic; modulation of chemical synaptic transmission
Cellular component (GO): plasma membrane; postsynaptic density membrane
Molecular function (GO): transmitter-gated monoatomic ion channel activity involved in regulation of postsynaptic membrane potential; glutamate receptor activity
Source: RefSeq, a predicted model, not a curated record
AUGCCGACCACGCCACUCAGACGCUUGAGAGAGUACAACAGAACAAGUCUUACCUACAUCGCUCCUAGGAGGAAAGUAGUCCCUAGGCGGGCGGGCGUGGCUACCACGACAUUUUCCAAAUUCAAUUUAUUCUGCUUUUCUCUUCUUUCUCUUUCUCUCUUUUGGAUCUCUCUUAUUUUUAUUCUCUUCUCUUUUUUCCAAAUUCCUCUCUCUGGUUAUUCUUCUUCUCUGUCUUCUUCUUCCUGCUCUCCUCAUUCAUCUCCCCACCCUCUCUCCCCGCAGACAGAGAUGGCUCUGAUGUACGACGCGGUACACCUCUUCGCGAAGGCUCUGGGAGAUCUGGACAGAUCUCGCCCGAUUGAAGUGGCUCGGCUCGACUGCGAAGGAGACGAUACCUGGAUUUAUGGAAAUUCUCUCGUUAAUUACAUGAAAUGGGUCCAGGUCAGGGGUCUGACGGGGCUCAUCAAAUUCGACGCCAAAGGAUUCCGCCGUGACGUCACAUUGGACAUUGUCGAACUGACGAAAACUGGACUCGUCAAAGUUGGCAGGUGGAACCCAACAAGUGGCGCCAACUACACCAAAUCCUACAGAGAGGUAGAACAGGACAUUGUGGAGGAAUUACGGAGGAAGAACCUGGUCAUUUCAUCCGUGUUGGAACCCCCCUACGUCAUGCUACAGGAGAACUCAGACGGGGGAACAGACAGCAGCCAGCAACGCCUCGAGGGUUUCUGCAUUGACCUCGUAAGGGAGAUUUCGCAAAUGCUCCUCUUCAACUACACCGUGAAAUUGGCAGAUGACGGAACCUACGGAAUGUUCGACGCUGACUCCGGGAAAUGGAACGGAAUGAUUCGGGAGUUGCUGGAACAGAAAGCAGACCUCGCUAUCGGCGAUUUAACCAUCACUCACGAAAGGGAGCAAGUCGUCGACUUCACCGUUCCUUGGAUGAACUUAGGUGUCAGCAUUCUGUACAGGAAAUCGUCCAAAAAGACGUCAUUCUUCUUCAGGUUCCUGUCACCCGUCUCAGCUGACGUUUGGCUCUCUGUGGCCUCUGCCUAUCUGGUGGUGUCGGUAAUGCUCUUCACCAUUGCGAGAUUUUCGCCCUACGAGUGGACCGAAUCACAUCAGUGCGAUACGACAGAAGGAAGAAUAAACGAGUUCUCGCUCCUUGGCUCUUUUUGGUUCUGUUUUGGCUCCCUUGUCCAACAAGGAGGAAAUGCAUUGCCUAGGGCCAUAUCUACCAGGAUCAUCGCGGGUGUCUGGUGGUUCUUCACCCUCAUCAUGAUCUCCUCCUACACCGCCAACUUAACAGCUUUCUUGAUGGCUGAACGCCUCGAAACAUUGGUGGAAUCAGUUGACGAUUUGGCCAAGAGCCAAAUCCAGUACGGUACCUUAAACGGAGGAUCUACCUGGAACUUCUUCAGGACGUCCAAACUGGCCAUAUACCAGAAGAUGUUCAAUUUCAUGGAGUCCCAGACCCCUACGGUGUACUCGACCUCCAACGAAGAAGGGGUGAGCAAAGUGCUGAAGGGAGACGGUCAGUAUGCCUACAUCAUGGAGUCUCCGAGCAUCGAGUUCGCAACCGAGAGGCACUGCGACCUCAUUCAAGUGGGAGGACUUCUGAAUUCGAGGAGUUACGGCAUUGCCUUGCCUCCAGGCUCGCCUUACAGAACACUUAUUAACUCGGCCCUGGGGAAGCUACAGGAGACAGGACGGCUAACCGACCUGAAACACAAGUGGUGGAAGGUGGAAAGAGGCGGUGGUGCUUGCCAGACGAAAGAUGACCAUUACUUCGAAAAUUGCUGCCACGGUGAUAAAGUUCCAGCUAAUGUUCCAGAAAGAAUGCUCGGACUUCCAUGCGAAAGAAUGCUGGAACAUCCGCUGAUCAAAAGCUUCUAA